UAUAAAAAUAAUUUAAUGAACAAAUAAUUUAUACCAUCAUUGAUUAUGAAUAAGUUAAAAGUAUUCAUAAUAAAACAUAAAUGAUAGAAUACUCUGACAUUUGAAUUAAGGUUAUAUGUAUUUUGAGCAUUCUACCUUUAGUGAUCACAUGCUUCACGUGUAAACAAAUAUACAAAAUCAUGAAGGAAACUUUGUUAUCGAAUUGUGAAAGAAAAUUCGUAAAUAAAUCAGUGGAAAGAGGAACGCGAUUAGAUGGCAGAAAUUUAUUGGAAGCACGGCCUGUUAAAAUUUAUUUUGGAUCCAAUUGGGGAAGUUGUAUGGUUCUACUUGGGCAAACUAGAGCUGUAGCACAAGUAACAUCUGAUAUUCAACAACCUAACACUUCUCGUCCUAAUGAAGGAAUGUUACAUAUAAAUGUUGAACUUAAUCCAAUGGCUGCGCAACAUUUUGAUGGUGGUAAACAAUCUGAGUCUUCAAUAUUGAUUAGCAACCAACUCGAGAAGUGUUUCAAAGAUUCAAAGUGUAUAGAUUUAGAAUCCUUAUGUAUAGUAGCCGAUAAAAAGGUAUGGAAUUUAAGAGUUGAUAUUAAUAUUAUUAAUCACGAUGGAAAUUUAAUUGACUGUGCAUCGAUUGCAACAUUAGCUGCUCUUUCGCAUUUUCAUAGGCCAGAUGUAACUUCGACUGGUGAAGAUAUUAUAAUUCAUCCAUUUUCUGAAAAAGAUCCUUUACCUUUAACGUUGUAUCAUUAUCCAGUUUGUAUCUCUUUUAUAACAUUCGAAAGCGGCAAUACAAUUAUGGAUCCCACGUAUCUAGAAGAAAGAGUUGGAGUAGCUCAACUUACUCUUGGUAUAAAUUCGUAUAGAGAAGUUUGUAGUAUGCAUUUUAAUUAUUUGACAAAAACCAUGACGGUGGAGGAUGUUAUAUCAGCAGUUUCUAAUUACGCUGCAAAUUAUGCUGCUGAAUUACUGAAACAGAUUAGAGAAGCAGUAACAUAUGAUGUAGAAGCAAGGUAUAAAAAAGAUGACCGUAACACAAGUCGUUUUAAAGAAUGUAUAACAAUGAAAAAAUUGACUACAAUGUACAGUGAAUGCAUUAGUAUUAAACUACGCAAAUGGGAUGAAAUAGAAAAAGUCGCAUCUGAAACUUAUACCGAAGAAGAUGAAAAUAAGUAUAGAAUUAUAAAACCUGGAAAGGGUUCUGCUGAAUUAAUAAUAGAUACUGGCACAUCAGUUGGUGAAGGUGGUCCUAAUACGUGGAAUAUGUCAGAAUCAUCCGAGGAAGAUGAAAGUGCCGUUGAAAUUACAACCCAAGUAAAGAAGGAAGAGAAAGUGUCAGAUAAUAUAGAAAUAAGUGAAGAUAGCGAAGAAGAAACAAUAGAAAUGCUGGAUACAAAAGAUAUACUGUAAUAAAUGUAAAUUAAUAAAGCCAAUAAACAAAAAGACAAUUUUA
Messenger RNA from Colletes gigas, 1449 nucleotides. It is a transcript of the gene Rrp45, whose product is annotated as exosome complex component RRP45-like. NCBI's taxonomy places the organism in Eukaryota, Metazoa, Arthropoda, Insecta, Hymenoptera, Colletidae. The coding region runs from base 180 to 1406 and encodes 408 amino acids. The transcript is spliced from 9 exons. The record is from RefSeq and is a predicted model, not a curated record. Gene Ontology annotation, cellular component: cytoplasmic exosome (RNase complex); nuclear exosome (RNase complex). Gene Ontology annotation, biological process: exonucleolytic trimming to generate mature 3'-end of 5.8S rRNA from tricistronic rRNA transcript (SSU-rRNA, 5.8S rRNA, LSU-rRNA); U5 snRNA 3'-end processing; U4 snRNA 3'-end processing.